This is a messenger RNA of Macrobrachium nipponense, 4081 nucleotides long. RefSeq lists its product as uncharacterized. The transcript is spliced from 8 exons. Lineage: Eukaryota; Metazoa; Arthropoda; Malacostraca; Decapoda; Palaemonidae. Bases 142 to 1080 code for a protein of 312 amino acids. The record is from RefSeq and is a predicted model, not a curated record.
AUAUUACUUAGUACUUGGAAACUAUAUCUGGGGAUUAUUUUUCACUCUAAAAUUAUAAAAAUAUCUUCGUGACGAGAGUUGAAGUCGUACUCACCGACAACAUUGAAUUGUUGCUGACAGACGACACAGUAGAGGUGAGCGAUGGAUCAGGAUCGGCCAUGGAGUCGAGGACGUUCUGGAUGGGGUAGUGAAGGACUUGGUCUUAGGGAAGGUGCUGAGGGCCAUUCCCAGUCUCCAAGAAGAAUGUAUCAUUCUGGAGCUCAGUCUCAUCAUAAAUAUUUAUCAAAUAGGCCUGUAUGGGAUGAUACAGUUCAUGAUUUAGCAUCCAUGAGAUUAACGCCUGCUGAGCUGGCACGAAAACUGGCUUCCCGUCAGUCCUCCAACUUAGUAUUAGCCCGGGCUCAACUUCUUGAACAAAGUAGGCGCCCAGGAUCGCAUAAUCCAAAUUUACCACCAGCUCUAGCUGCCAGACUUCAAGCAGCACGACAACAAACUGUUGAUUCAGUUCUGGCCCAGUCAAAUGCUAUGCUGCUGGCCUCUCAGAAGAUCAGACAAGGCGAACAAGUGGAGCAUGAUCAAGAAUCUUCACGGCAGCACCAAAAUCCAGGUGCUCAGCAGGAUGCAAGCACCACUGAAAAUAUUAAACAGGAAGGCAUGUCAGGUAGAACAACACCACAGCCAAAAGAUUUGGUGAAGAAUGCUGAAAGUCACAAAACCACCAAAUCAGCUCCAAGCCCAGUUCAUGUGAAAACUGUUAAAGAAGAUAAACCUGGAUUAGGAUCAGGAGAUUCUGCGGACAAAAGCUCAACACAAACAACACCCAAACAUCCACAGAAACCAGCCAGAAGACUAUCUGCAGAUAGUGCUGCUACAAGGACAAGUCUAGAUCAUACAAUCACAAUGGUUGUUAAUACUUGUCGAGAGUUGUGGCAGCAGCUUCAGGAGGAACGUGUAACCAGAGAACGUCUCCAACAGCAACUUCACCAACAAGGGAAUGUGAUCACCACUCUCACUUCUGAGUUGCUCCAGAUCCAAGACCAACAGGAAGCCAUUCUUCGAGAGCUCCAUCAGCUGCUGUGAUGUCUUUAUUGACAUUCAGCUGUGUACAUCUACAAUAGUUCGAUGGAAAAGGCCCAGAUCUGAUCAUUUAGUGUUGGUAAAAUGGUUUUGGCGUUGAAGUCUUUCUAUAAAACCUGCAUUGUCAUUUUGGAUAUGGUUACAAUUUUUGUAAAAACAUACUUGCUGUACUUCAAAAUACUUGGUCUAGCUAAGUGGUUUUGUGUCUUGUCCCUUCAUGUCCUUCACCCUUGAUAAAAGGUGUUUGUGUACCAGUAAGAUGAGCAUCUCACCUAUGCUUCCCACAUGUUUAAUAUAUUCCUGUAUUUUCAUCUUGUGCAAUAUAUAAUCUCAAAUUUCCUUGCAAUUUAAUUUUUUUUUAGAGAUGCAUGUCAAAUACUAUCCUUGCAUAAAGCCUUCAUUCUUAUCAGUUACCCCAUGAUACUUUGGCACAGACACCUUCCAGCAAAAGGGAAAAGGUGCACAAUUUUAUAUAUUGUAUGCAUAUGUAAAGGAUAUGAAAGCCACCUCAUUAAUGUUGCACACAUGGAAUGAUACAGAAGAGGUCAGCUGUAGGACUUCUCCCAUCAUUUUAGGCUAUAUGAUCUCUUCCUUAUUGAAAACCCAAGCAUUCUUAAUCUUUAUCACGCAAUAAGAUUUGAUCAGUCACAAAUGCUAAACCCUUUCUGAUAUGAAUGGUUUAGCAUUGAUUACACUAAUGGAUUGGAUCAAGCACACGAUAGGCCAAAUUACAGCCCACCCUCAUUUCCUAGAAGGUUUACCAUGAUAUUCUUGGGCAUCAAAUAAACCACUGCCUCUGUUCACCAAAAGUAAAGCCUCUCUUCAACAACAUUACCAAAGUCCAUCAUAAGUAUGAAACCCCAUACCAGAAUGGUCUUUAGGGUUACCUUAUUUAGAAGACAUCCUUACUGCAAACAAUGAAAAGUCUAUCUGGUAGUAGGGAUUUAAGAACUAGCUGUUAAUGGGGUAAUUAUACUCUUAAAAUUUAACAUAGGUGUUCCAGUGCUUUACCGGUUCAUUGCUUGUUCUCUUUGAUAAAUUUCUUCAAAAAUUUUAACUCAUCAUUAACACAGUUCUUGCCUCAAGUUCCUUACUCUUUGCACAUGUUUUGUAGGAGGCCAUUCUUUCAAAACUGAGAUGGAUUUGAGUUAAUAUAUAACUUUGUUAUAUAUUCACUGUGUGGGAAAAGGAUGCACUUCUCCCUUGUAAAAAAAUAUAUGGGACUUUUCAAGAGGGUUAUGAUAACCGUUCAAAGAACAAUACCAAGAAAUCUGUUAAUUUAUUAUUAAUCACUUGUAAUAUUUUAACUUUUAUCAAACCACUGAGAAGUAAAUAUGAUCUAUAUCGUAAAGUGCAUAUAACUGAACAUUUAACACUCAAAAAAUUUCAUUAAAGUAAAGGACAGCAUGAGUAAAAUGUUAGGCACAAUGAACCCUGAAAAUUAUCUAGACGAAAAGAGAGAAGCACAAGAUGUUAGGAGGGUCCUGCAGUCAUGAUUUUGAAAUUAUUGCCACCCUUAAGCUAGGUGAUCUGAAGCUGCAAUGUUAACUUACUUUACUGUAAAAUUUAACUCCUUGUGAUAAAUUCAUUACUUUAAAUCUCAACUUUGGCAAUAUAUUUUGUAGAUUUUCCUAGUUUCAGUAUUUCCCGAUAAGGAAAACACAUUUUCAACUUCAGCCCUCCACUGUUUAUAAUUGAUAGUAAAUAAAGAAAUUGCCUUUGUAGUUGGUAUAGCUUACUGUUGAGAACAUUUGUGUAAUCUGUAAUUAGUACUAUUUCCACAACUACUGUGGUAUUGUUUAAACCUGGAAGACUUGAAGGUUUUACUACGUUUACAGAAAGAGUGUGUAUUAUUUCGUGUUUUGAUGUGUAUGCAGAGAAUAUAGUGUUUUAGUGUAGAAUUUUGGUAUCUAUAUAUUCAUAUGAAUAUACUGUUGUGACAUGUACCGUAUAGAUUUUCCUUUUAAUAGUAAUUUAGUAAUUUUUUCAAAUUCUUAACUUAUAUACUGAUGAGGAAUUUUAAGUUAUCAAUAUUUUUAAUUUAUAAUAAUACUGUGCUGAUUUACAGUUAUUAAUCUCAUUCACAGAUAUUUACUGUUGUUAAUAUGUAGACCUAUAAGACCUUUUUAGGUCACAGUGUACUCCUUUGUCCAUUACUAUUACACCAUUUAUUCCAAUUAUAUUGUUCAUAAGUACUGUACUGAAUAGCAAAACCCCAAAGGGCUAAUACAUAUAUGUCUCCUUUAAACAGUACCAGUAAUCAAACUCCUUGAAGCUUGUCAGUUCGGGCAAUUACUUAUGCCUUAAAUUUUAGUAAAUAUGGAACAUGGUCUUAAAACUAUAUUUGUUAGUUUUUGUAGGUACCUAUAACCAAGCUUGUAUGCGCAGGUGAAAGUUUUAUUUUCUUUUCUUUUUUUCUAGAACUCGUGUAAAACCAGGCUUCAUACUGUUACUGUUUGUACAGUAUUUAGUAUUGUACUUGUUUAUUAUAACAUAAGGGAGCCUUUGAAGGUGAGAAGUAAGUUAUUUUUAUUUUGAUGGAUGUGAAAAUGUGGAAUUUCUUCCUAGGUUUUAUGGUAAGAAAUUUUCCAUAUUAUUAGUGCAUUUCUAGCCUCAAAAUCAAACUCCUAUUCAAUUUUUCUAUGAAUCUUCUGAGUAAGGAGUCUUCCCUUCAUAAAACUGUUAUAAAAUACUCAUUUUUAUUUUCAUAUAUCACAGUAUCCCAUUUGUUUACUGGUGCUACAGAAAAAUCUCCUUCAUAAUUUGUCCAGACUGAUGAUAUAUGUUUGUGUACAUUCUAGAUCACUAAAUAAAUCUGUUUACAUAUCUAUUCCAGUUUCAGUACUAGUGUACUAUGUAGUAGAAAAAUUUCAGUGCAGUACUAACAAGGCUUGUUAUGUAGGUAAUACUCAUGAGGUAGUUUGUAUUUUUAAAAACCAAAUUUCUGUAAUGUUUGAAGUUAUUUGUUCUUCCAAUUUACAAGGUCAAUAACAUUUUAAAUUAU